This is a messenger RNA of Sparassis crispa, 2757 nucleotides long. Its product is annotated as G patch domain-containing protein. Gene Ontology annotation, biological process: mRNA processing. Lineage: Eukaryota; Fungi; Basidiomycota; Agaricomycetes; Polyporales; Sparassidaceae. Gene Ontology annotation, cellular component: nucleus. The coding region runs from base 1 to 2757 and encodes 918 amino acids. The transcript is spliced from 10 exons. Gene Ontology annotation, molecular function: RNA binding. The record is from RefSeq and is a predicted model, not a curated record.
AUGACGAGCCGACUGAAGAGGAAGCUCAAUGAUCUCGGGGUCGAUCCCACCAGCGCGAAGGCGAAUGAGUCUUUCUGUCUGAUUGGGACCCCUCUACCUCCUUUAGAGAAGUCCAAAGACACUGGAGAGUUCGUUCCGCUAUGGAAGCAAGAGGUCAGAGAUGAGAAGGGACGGAGACGGCUUCAUGGAGCGUUCACCGGGGGUUUCUCAGCUGGGUACUUCAACACGGUAGGAACCAAGGAAGGAUGGGCGCCCUCUACGUUCGUGUCUUCGCGCUCCGAUAGGGCGAAGCAGCGGUUGGCCAAGCCGGAGGACUUUAUGGAUGAAGAGGACCUUGCUGAGUUGCAGGAGAGCCGGAAACUCGUCGACGAGCACGACGAGAUGGACUUCGGCGGGACAGAGGCCGAGUUACGGCGACGUACUGGCGCAAACGUGGACGAGGAGCCUGACUCGAUAUCGACCGCUCUCGAAGCCUCGCUCGCCCCUGCGCCUAAGGACUCCGUCGGCGCGCGUAUACUCAAGAAGAUGGGCUGGCGCUUGGGUCAGGGCAUCGGUCCGCGACUCACGUACGCGCAGCGCAAGGCACAAGACGCGGGCGUCCUGGACUCGUGGAAGGAGACCACAGGCGAGGAGGAGAACGACGAAGAGGCGAAGAAGCAUAUGUACCCCCGCCGCGACACUCCUGUCCUUCUUGCGCCUAGAAAGGACAAUUUCCAUGGGUUGGGUUAUGUACCCGGCAUGCGGCUGCAAGAGGCCUUAGGCCAGGAGGAGGCUCGUGAAAAGGGCCCGACGUUGGCAGCCGGUUUUGGGUUGGGUGCACUCAACGAUGCAGACGAAGAUGAUUUGGAUGUAUAUGAGGGCGGUAGAGGCAGACAUGGUCGGACCAGGAUGGCUUAUGAUGCUGCGCACGUCGAUGACGACUCUCAUAUCAUCAUGGGUUCGUCCAGUGCGCGAAGUAGGGGUCAGCAAUCUAAAGUGACCACGGUUGCCAGUGUGCAAACAUUCAGCGAUGGCCGGACGGUGUUGAAGGGUUUCGUAUUGUCUGACAGACCUGUGGCUGAAGAUCGGUGGUUUGCUCUCCCGGAAGUACCCAAAGGUUGGACUCCGAAUCCCCGCCGAGUAUGGGACAAAAAUGAUCAUGAUGAGAAUGUUGACACUGCUCGUACGGCGGUCAAACAUCCACCGAAGACUCAUGGUGAUUGGAAGAGUAGCUUCAUAUCUGCAGACCAGAGAGGAUCCAUGCUUGGAGAGACACCUCUACCAUCCCAGCCACGCUCGGUCUUCGAAUACAUGUCGCAGAAAGACAGGGAACGUUUGCAGAACAUUCGCAAUGUCAUAUCCGCGCCGUCCGCACCCUCCGCUGCUACCCCUUCUGCCGCUCCUCCCCCAUCUGAGCAUAUCCGGGGCCAGCUCGACAUACCUCACUUGCACCCCUCCAUCGCCAAAGCUGCGCUCCAGGGCUUUCAACCGUUUACUGCUGACCCAGUCAAGCAGUCGCGCUACACGACCUUCCUCAACUUCCAAGCCAACCGCGAGCCUGCAGAUACCGGCCCCGUGCAGCUGGGCAUCGGCCCGACCCAGGGACAGAGCAUCGACGACUUCAACAAGGAGCUCGUGGACUACGCCAAGGCCGCGACCGUGUUCAAGCCGCUAUCUGCCGCUAUGGCGGGUCGCUUCCGCAGCGCGGUCAUCGUGGAGAGCGGGCCCACUAUCAUCGAGGGACUGCACAAGCCGGACUUCUCCACCGUUAAGGAGGAGGAGGGUGCGAAAGAGGAGGACGAGAAGAAAGAGGAGGAUCCACGGAUGGCCGCGGUGCGCGUGGGGAUGUACGGGCCGCUCACGAGGGACGUCCAGCCGUGGCAGCCCGCACGCCUGCUGUGCAAGAGGUUCGGCGUGAAGGAGCCUGAGGUGGAAAUGGAUAGCGCGACUGCAGGUCCAAGCACCGCCGACUUUGCCCCGACUGCCUCUGCCAAGCAGGCCGACAUGACUUCGGCAGAAUCGUCUGGUGCGGGAGCGGGUGCGGGUGCUGUGAGUGCUGGCAUGAUUACGGAUGGUUCUAGCGGGGAGAAGAGGGAGGGCGGUCCGCGCAACUUGGCAAACGUUGGCUUGGGCGAGGACGACGAUCAGGGGCGGGAUACGCUCACCUAUCAGCGGCCUGCUAUGGAUAUCUUCAAAGCGAUCUUCGCGAGCGAUGACGAGGAGAGUGAAGCAGAGGCAGAAGACGAGGGCCCAGAUGCCGCGGAGGAGCACGACGCUGGGUCUGUCGCUCCUACAGAGAUGCAAGUGAAGUCCGAGCCGGUUCCCGUUCACCUACUCCUGAAAGAUGGCCCUGCACCAUCCUAUGACACCCAACAAAACGGAACAGCAUCUGGUUCUGCCUCUCAGGAAAAAGUGGACAUCGCAUCGUUUAAACCUACGUUUAUCCCUCGCUCGGAUCGCGAGUCUCGUGCGGACAAGGGUAAGGGAAAACACAAGCAAGAUAAGGAGAAGAAAAAGAAAACUGCGAGCAAGGCCCUCAUGUCUUUCGAUGUUGAUGAUGGUAUGGAGUCCAAGCUUGGCGCACCAGAGACGCGACGUCACAAAGACAAGGACAAGGACAAGGAUAGGGAGCGGAAGAAAAAGAAGCGGAAGGAGCACAAGGAAAAAGAUGACGAUGAGAGCAUGUGGGUUGAGAAGCCACCUCCGGAAGCAGCAAAGGUGCAGCGGUUACAGAUGGAAGAGAAACGGGCCCUCCAAGAGGACGGAAGAGAGCAAUAG